This is a messenger RNA of Pocillopora meandrina, 698 nucleotides long. NCBI's taxonomy places the organism in Eukaryota, Metazoa, Cnidaria, Anthozoa, Scleractinia, Pocilloporidae. The record is from the annotation of a GenBank genome assembly.
AUGGUACCCCCGAGUAAAGCUACCGGUAAAAUGGUAAAGGAUGUCGCAUCUGUGGUUUUAAACACAUUCUUUAAUGUUUGAAAACAUACGCAAGGGAGGGGGGACAGUCAACCUCUCACGGGAGAUCUGCUAAUACUGGAAGUCAGUGGAGCUAUAUAUCAGAGAAUUUACGGAGUCUGCAGCCGAACUCAGGUGAUGUGCUGUUGUUCGUGUGGCGGAGGAAGCUAUUAACAGUAUACAAAUCUGUGUUGCAGUGUAUAUUGUUCGACAAUCUGUGCACCAAUUAUCGAUCAAAUCAUUGAAUCUACCCGAGCAACCUAUUGGUAUUUUGUUAGUGGAAGUGUUAUUCAUGGUCCAGGAUCAGGUCCUAUUCACCUGUGGAAGUUCCACUGCCAGGACAAGAAGACUUCACAGUUAAUCGUUCUGAAACUCAUGUACCGGAGAUCUCGAACUGUGCCCUAGAAGAAAGACAUUACUCACCUGAAAGGGAAAUCACGCAAUUCUCGGACUUAGAAACUCUGGGAAUAAAGAAUGACGAGCCAACAGUCUGUGAGAACUUCGUUGAAGUUAUCAUGGACAACUUUCAGUUGAGUAGGAUGAGACUGGAAUAAUUGUUGCGACGGCUGAGGUCAAAACCAGAAGUCAUCAAGCGCUAUGAUGACGUCAUUCACGAGCAACUUCACACGGGCAAAAUUUAG